AAGGCUCACACAAUCACCAGAAGUGAAACUGAAAGUAGACUUCGUUUAUAAACUCGUUAUUUGCUGUUGAAUCCGCCUUGGGAAUACUCUCUUCAACAUGUCCAGUUAUCUAAGAAGAGGAUUGCUUCAUUAUUUUAAGAUCGGAUCAUUCGUAAGAGCUCGAUCGCGAGGAAUAUCUACGAUUGUUUCUAGAAGAAGCCAAGUUGUUACUAAACAGGAUGUUGGCGUCUCAACACGAUUUUCUUUGAAGCAGAACUCUAAAUUAUUAACGAUCCCAGGGAACGUUAGAUUCUUAGCAUCAGGGGCUGAUUCAAAAGGAGUCUUGAGACAAAAACUUUGGAAAAUUUUAAGAGUGUUGUUUAUGGUAACCGGUGGAAUAGUGUGGGGUUUGCCUGCUGUACUGUAUAUUGGAUUUAAAACUGGACUGAUAAAAGUAGAAGUGGAAGAACGAGAGGAGAGUGAACACGUUCGCCACGAUGAGCGUCUGUUUUCUGUCUUUGAUGUAUCCAGAGAUGCUGAACAUGAUUCCAGAGCAAUAGAAAUUAGUGAUAAGUCUUCGGCGUUAAUGAAAAUAUGGAACAAACUCAAGCUUGAAGAAGGAGUGUUAAAGAAGUUUGGUGAACCUGUGGAUUUAAUAGGCUACCAAGGAAAGUGCUCUUCUUGUAGAUUCUCGAAUAAAUAUCCUCAUUUUGAUUCGGCUGAGCUCAAGAAAGGUUCAAGUGAAAUAAUUCAAGAUUCUGAAAUACUGGAUGAAAAUAAAAAGGAAAAUGAAAAUGGAAUUGUUGGUUGGUGUGUGUCAUGUAUAGUGGCUGGUCCUAAGCAGACAGGGAUACUUGAUCUGGAGUUCUCUAAGGAUAACAAAGAGUGGAUUCCAGUUUCAUUGCGCCUUGAAGAACUACAAAAAACAGGAGACGUUGUGUGCAAUGUAUCAGGACCCUUACCCAAUGGAAUCACUAGAUUUAUACGAUUGUCCAAUGACUGAAAAAUCACAAAAUAUGAACUUGUUGUAUUAAUCUUUUCAUUAAGUAAAAAUGAUGUCAGAUGUUGAAAUAUAAGUAGAAAGGUAAUAAUACUCAGGAGAAUUUUAGACUCAGUCAUAAAGUUUGAAAUGAACUGACAAUCAAUUUAUGAAAUUUGAUACAAUUAUUGAAUGUCCCAAACUUUUGAGAGGAUAUUUGCUACCAAUGGAAAACAUAACUAGAAUAACUUCACCACAUAACAUGCUUCUGGUAUUCCCUAAUACCAAGCUCUUUUAUCUUACCAAAGUAUGAGAUAGUAUAGCCCUAAUUUUCAUGAAAAUGAUUGUGGGAACAAAAGGAGAUUAGGUGGUAGGUCAUUCCAACACUAAAAGGAAUUAUUUGCUUACAACUACCAGUAAACACUGAGAAAUAAUUGAGAUUCAGCAACUGUAAGUAACACUGAAUAUCUCAUUAUAAACAUCCAUGUUCUUGACGAGUAUAAUAAUAGGCAACAGUUAUUCCAGCUAUGUUAUAUUAUGUGGAAUACUGCUUGAGCUCAAUGGUUUUUUCAGAGAAAAUGAGAAUAUCCUUGUCUUGUGGGGCUGGUUUAGUUACAAAUUGGCAAAUCAAGUAAACUCAUGACCCUUUCAGUCUUGGAAUGACCCAUCACCUUAUCCCAUCCUAUCCAAUCCUAUCCCAUAACAUGUAUCUCCUAUGGAUUGUUUAAUGAUGUGAAAUUCUUCAACUUUUGAUCAGCUCGCUCAGAGGCUGUUCAAAUGUACGCUUUGGUAUAAUUACCAGAGAAUGAAAUCUAUGUUUUUCUAUUUACCUUUUUUGAAAUCAUUGAAUAUUAAUAAUUAACUUUUGACUUAUAUACUGCACUACCUAACAUAUUUAAUAAAGCCAAAUUAAUGAUGUAAAUAGGCCUCACCGGCUUCAAAGACCAUGAGACAAUGCCAGAUUCUCAAUUCAUAAAGCAAUUUUUGUUUUAGGUACUCUCUGAUUUAAACACAUGGGACCCAUGGGAUGGGUGAAUAUGCUUGAUAGACCAGGAGAGAAGCAUAAGAAGCUACAAUCUAAAGCAUGAAUUCACAAAAAAAAUUGUAUUAAAGUGACAAUAUAUUCAGA
This is a messenger RNA of Actinia tenebrosa (Australian red waratah sea anemone), 2087 nucleotides long. RefSeq lists its product as uncharacterized. The record is from RefSeq and is a predicted model, not a curated record. Lineage: Eukaryota; Metazoa; Cnidaria; Anthozoa; Actiniaria; Actiniidae.